AUGGCUGGGGAGUUUGGGCACAUCCAGGUGGGCACUUACCUGGAGAUCAAGCGCAGCGAUGGGCGCAUCCACCCAGCGAUGGUGACAGAGCUCCAUGGAAACACCUCCAGCAUCACCGUGGAGUGGAUUGAGAAAGGGGCCAACAAGGGCAAGAAGGUGGAUCUCCAGCUCGCCUUUGCCCUCAACCCACAUCUGGCCCCAGGGAGCAUGCCUGUGACCAGCGUUGAGGCCCUACCAUCGGCCAAAGGGGACCAGAGCCUGGUGAGUGAAGUGCUGCCGCAGCCCGUGAAGGUGGAGAAGCCAUCUGGGGAUGGCAGGGACCCCAUGGCUCGCCGACCUGGCUCAGGGUACUAUAACCGCAGGUGGACAUCACCAUGUGUGCGGCAGGUGGAAAGGCUGCAGGAACAGCGGGAACGCCGUCGGCUGGAGAUGCGGGAGCGACGAGUCCAGCAGGCCACCGUGUCGCUCCAUCCCAGGGCCAAUGUGAUGGACAUGAUCCAGGAGUACCGCAGCCACCUGGACUGUGAGGCUGUGCUGGCCACCAAGCCCAGCCGGCCCCAUCGCAUCUGCGUGUGUGUCCGGAAGCGGCCGCAGAACCAAUAUGAGGCUGAGCUCAAGGACUUCGAUGUAGUGACUGUGCCCUGCCAGGACGUGGUGAUGGUGCAUGAAGCCAAGCAGAAGCUAGACCUCACUCGAUACCUGAAGAACCAGAUCUUCCGCUUUGACAGUGCUUUUGAUGACCAUGCCACCAAUGAGCUGGUGUACAAGCACACUGCCCAGCCCCUGGUGGAGACCGUCUUCCAGGGGGGCAUGGCCACUUGCUUCGCCUAUGGCCAGACAGGCAGUGGCAAGACAUACACCAUGGGGGGAGACUUGUCCAUCAAGAACCCAGAGUGCUCCAAAGGGAUCUACAUCCUGGUAGCUGAGGAUGUCUUCAGCAGGCUGCAGGACCCUGACUGCCAGAAGCUAGAGCUUCGGGUCUACGGGGCCUUCUUUGAGAUUUAUGGGGGCAAAGUGUUUGACCUGCUGAACUGGAAGAAGCAGCUGAGGGUGCUAGAAGAUGGUAAACAACAGAUUCAGGUGGUGGGGCUCCAGGAGCAAGAGGUCACUUGUGUAGAAGAUGUCAUCAAGCUGAUUGAAACUGGUAGCAAGUGUCGUAUGUCAGGCCAGACAUCCGCCAACACUCACUCUUCCCGGAGCCACGCCAUCUUCCAGAUCAUACUCAAGAAGAACGGGCGUUUGUAUGGCAAGUUUUCCCUGAUCGAUUUGGCUGGGAAUGAAAGAGGAGCUGACAUCUGCGCUGCAAACAGGCAAACGAGGCUGGAGGGGGCUGAUAUUAAUAAAAGCCUCUUGGCCCUGAAGGAGUGUAUCAGGGCGUUGGGGCGUAACAAAGCCCACACCCCAUUCAGAGCCAGCAAACUCACCCAGGUGUUGAGGGACUCGUUCAUAGGGGAGAACUCCUCUACCUGCAUGAUUGCCACCGUCUCUCCAGGGAUGAGGUCCUGUGAGCACACCCUCAACACCCUGCGCUAUGCUAACCGCGUGAAGGAGCUGGGGGUGAACCUGAGUUCCCUUGGACAACCCUGUCAGGAGAACUUGCCCAGGACAACUGAGCUGCAGCUGUUGGGUGUACAGGGAGAGGAGGAAGUCACCCCCCAGCUAUUUACUUUCAGUGCCAGGGUGAAAACCCAGAAGAAGAGAAAAGAGAUGGAUAAGAGGACACUUAUAGAGGAGCAUCAGGAGUCUCUGCGAUGGUUGAAAGUGUUCUUAGAAGUGGCUGAAGAAAUAGACUACGAUGUAGAUUUUUACGCUGCACAGUUUGAAGCGGUCCUGGGACAAAAGAUUGACAUCCUGACCGAGAUUCAGGAAAAAGUCAGAUCUUUCCGGUCGGUUCUUUGCAAGGAAGAUCAGGGCGGCAGCCAGAUGAGCGCGAAGAGAUCCCGUGCGCUGUAA
Molecule: messenger RNA, 1953 nt
Organism: Dromaius novaehollandiae (emu)
Lineage: Eukaryota; Metazoa; Chordata; Aves; Casuariiformes; Dromaiidae
Gene: KIF2B
Product: kinesin family member 2B
Exons: 2
Coding region: 1-1953 (650 amino acids)
Biological process (GO): microtubule-based movement
Molecular function (GO): microtubule motor activity; microtubule binding; ATP binding
Source: RefSeq, a predicted model, not a curated record